This is a messenger RNA of Mus musculus (house mouse), 1205 nucleotides long. It is a transcript of the gene Cntf, whose product is annotated as ciliary neurotrophic factor. Gene Ontology annotation, cellular component: protein-containing complex; cytoplasm; extracellular region. Gene Ontology annotation, biological process: ciliary neurotrophic factor-mediated signaling pathway; negative regulation of neuron apoptotic process; cell surface receptor signaling pathway via STAT. The transcript is spliced from 2 exons. The coding region runs from base 239 to 835 and encodes 198 amino acids. The record is from RefSeq and is marked reviewed. NCBI's taxonomy places the organism in Eukaryota, Metazoa, Chordata, Mammalia, Rodentia, Muridae. Gene Ontology annotation, molecular function: ciliary neurotrophic factor receptor binding; growth factor activity; protein-containing complex binding.
CGCUUCGAGGGAAAAAAAAAAAGACUGAUUAAAAGGGCCCUUUGAUUCCACAGGCACAAAAUCCACAGCCAGGAAUUUGCUGCCACCUCUGAGUCAGGCAGGGGGUGGGGAUGGGGGUGCACAAUCCCAUUAGAGAAUGCCCAGUAGAUUUAGUCUGUGGGAGUCACAUUUCUUAUUUGGACUAGUGAAGACAGAAGCAAACCAGCUCACUUGUUUCCUGGGACAGUUGAUUUAGGGGAUGGCUUUCGCAGAGCAAUCACCUCUGACCCUUCACCGCCGGGACCUCUGUAGCCGCUCUAUCUGGCUAGCAAGGAAGAUUCGUUCAGACCUGACUGCUCUUAUGGAAUCUUAUGUAAAACAUCAAGGCCUGAAUAAAAAUAUCAGCCUUGACUCAGUGGAUGGUGUACCAGUGGCAAGCACUGAUCGCUGGAGUGAGAUGACUGAGGCAGAGCGACUCCAAGAGAACCUCCAGGCUUACCGUACCUUCCAAGGGAUGUUAACCAAGCUUUUAGAAGACCAGAGAGUGCAUUUCACCCCGACUGAAGGUGACUUCCAUCAGGCAAUACAUACUCUUACGCUCCAAGUUUCUGCCUUCGCCUACCAGCUAGAGGAGUUAAUGGCGCUUCUGGAACAGAAGGUCCCUGAAAAAGAGGCUGAUGGGAUGCCUGUCACAAUUGGAGAUGGUGGCCUCUUUGAGAAGAAGCUGUGGGGCUUGAAGGUCCUUCAAGAGCUUUCACAGUGGACUGUGAGGUCUAUCCAUGACCUCCGUGUCAUUUCUUCUCAUCACAUGGGAAUCUCAGCACAUGAGAGCCAUUAUGGGGCCAAGCAAAUGUAGCUCUUAACUCUUGCCUCUGUCUCCCUCUUUGAUCUAAUGGGAUAUCAGUAGUUCCCCAGGGGCCUAGUUUUCUCAGCAUCAAUUUUGGAAAACCUUAGACCACAGGCAUAUUUCGUCAAGUAGGGUUGACCCACGUAUGAACAGAAGAUAAACAUGGUUAUUCUGGCUGUGCAUAUGUGUGUACAUGAUUUUGUUUGUAUUGGUGGUAUAAUAAAGUAUAAUUAGGGCAUUAUCCUUCCACCUUAGUGCUUUACCCUUCCUGAUACUAAAUAACCUUUCCAGGUGUUUAACAGUCUUACAGGCAGAAGAGACAUUGUGACUAGUUUUGGUUGACUUCUGAAAAGACUGAAUAAACAAAUUGGAAGUCCUA